CUAUGGUACGUGUCGUCGAUCUUAUAAUCGACCUUGACACUGGUCAUGUGAUCAAAUGAUCACAUGUGCUAGGUACACCCACUCCGCUCAACCAUCAGCGCUCCAACACAAUCGCUUCCAUAAUCACUUCCACAAUCACUUCCACAAUUACUUCCACAGCCUUCCCACAAGCACUGACCCGGGCCCUCGGCCGUUCGCCCUCGACCGGGAGUCCCGAGCAUCGUGACGCGGGACCCUAGGACCCCCAUAAUUAGUCGACCCCAAACAAGGGUGCCCCACCACCCGUAAUUACCGCCGUAAUCGCGGCGGUCUACGGUUACGUUGAGUCAUCGAUAAAAUGCGAGGUAGUCCGAUUACCUAGGCAGCAGCGUAUUAUAUGGGCGAAAUCACGGACGCGGGGACUUUGAACUUCCCGAGCUAGAUAUAUUUAAUUCUCCCAACUCGCUACUUGGAGCUUUCGCAUCGUCCCCCUUGAGGAAAACUCCCACAACGAAAGAUGGAUGCACCAGCUAUCGCGAUCAUUGGCGGCGGACCUUGCGGACUAACGCUCGCCCGGCUUCUAGAAUGUAAGGGCAUUGACUAUCUCGUGUUUGAGCGCGACGCCAGUGAGUAUUCCAAUCGCUCAGGGGGCAGCCUCGACAUCCACGGCGAGACUGGACAACAAGCACUCGACGAAGCGGGCUUACUCGAUGAGUUCAAACGUCACGCUAGAUACGACGAUACCUCGUUCACCCUUUCCGACAAGCUUGGUAAAAGGCUCAUCCACACCGGCCAGGGGCGUGAUGCUCCUGAAAUUGACCGCGUCGAGUUGCGGCAGUUGCUGCUGGACGCCAUACCAAAGGAAAAGAUUAGAUGGGGCCACACCCUAACCGGCGCUACUAUUGGUCAUGGCAAUAACCCGUCCCUCGAGUUCUCCAACGGCGUUGUGCUCUCUGGGUUCAAACUAGUCGUUGGUGCGGAUGGCGCGUGGAGCAAAGUGCGCUCGGUGUUCACAGAUGCAACCCCCAAGUACUCGGGGAAAACAAACCUAGAAUCGAGCAUUGACAAGGAAAGCCCCAUCUACGAUAUAACCGCCAGCAAAGCCGGGCCCGGAACCCAUGUGGCCAUCGGCUCGGGAAAGUUAAUCGUCACCCAGCGGCAAGGCAACGGCUCUUACAGGAACUAUUUCGGAAUUCCCAUCUCUGAGGACUUCUUUCGUAACAGCGCCAUGGACAUUUCAGGAACCGAAACUAUACGGGACCUGCUGCUCUCGAAUUUCUAUGCAGACUGGUCAGAUGAGUACCAAAAUCUCAUUCGGCACGCGACCAGAUUCCGUGCCUGGCCACUUUACACACUUUCUGUCAAGGACAUGGGCUGGAAGUCUGUUCCAGGCUUCACGCUUGCCGGCGAUGCCGCCCAUCUUGCAAUCCCCAAUGGCGAGGGAGUCAAUCUUGCAAUGACUGACUCACUGAAGUUGGCAUUCAAGAUUGCCGAGCAUGGCACCGAUAAUCUAGCUCAGGCGGUCCAAGAAUACGAGGCUGACAUGUUUCCUCGCGCAGUUGGCACGAUCUCUGAAGGCAAGGCCAUGCUGGAUAUCAUGUAUGCAGAAGAUCCGCAGUCCUUCUUGCAGCUCCUGAGCGGGUAGAUGGCGUGCUUCUCGAAGCGGUGUCCACCAGAUGAAGACAGCUCCCCACUUUGUAUUACCAUUACAUGUACCAUUAGGCUUAUCUAUCUACCAAUUCCACCCUCGUUAUUUCCA
Molecule: messenger RNA, 1738 nt
Organism: Lasiosphaeria miniovina
Lineage: Eukaryota; Fungi; Ascomycota; Sordariomycetes; Sordariales; Lasiosphaeriaceae
Exons: 2
Coding region: 497-1624 (375 amino acids)
Molecular function (GO): FAD binding
Source: RefSeq, a predicted model, not a curated record